Trypanosoma cruzi is the source of this 1737-nucleotide messenger RNA. RefSeq lists its product as uncharacterized. Lineage: Eukaryota; Euglenozoa; Kinetoplastea; Trypanosomatida; Trypanosomatidae. The transcript has a single exon. The record is from RefSeq and is a predicted model, not a curated record. The coding region runs from base 1 to 1737 and encodes 578 amino acids.
AUGACAAACACGCCCGUUGUGAAUCACUUUUACGUGCAGAGCGACUUGGCGGUGCCCGUUCCCAUGCUUUUCACACCAAAUCUGUCAAUGGAAAGCGUGUCACUGAGCCAACCGAAAGACACAUCCGAAAUGCGUGGAAAACGAGGGCGGGAAUUGGCGCCACGUGGGUAUCAUUUCAACGGAAUUGCCGUACGAACUGCAGGCCACACUGCGGGAAAUAAAAAUUUUCAUGACGAUAGUAGAGCUGUGAAUCCGUAUGAACUGAGUCAUCAAGGCCAUGUGCGGCCUAUAUCCAACGAGGAAGAGCAGUCCCUCUUGAACGAGUCUAUAGAAUACUACAGGAGCGCAAAACUUGCACGGAAGGAGCCAUUGAACAUCAAUAAAGGGGACGGUGUUUCUUCAGAGGAUAAUACCGCUAUGCUCCGCACAGAACUGAGACGGAUGCAGGAUCAGUAUGAUCAUUUAAGCAAACUUGUGGAGGAGACACGGGCAGAGUUGCAACGAAGUCGUGAGGCAAUUGAACAUUCCCAAGAAGGUGCGCGUUGUUUUGUCAGUGACCUGCGAGUAGAAGUGGCGGAACUCAGAAAACAUGUGCAGCUGAUGGAUGGAAGGCAGUCGUCGAUGGAGGGUGCCGUCGGAUCUCUCAAAGGGCUACAGACUCUCGUAGAAACCUUCCGCGGCGAUGUCACCACCUUGCGUAACGAAGUGAACCAGACGUCCACGGCCGUUGCUCUUUUAGAGAAGUCCAUAGAAGAUGUAAAGAGACACCCUCAUGCCCACCCACAGUCGUUGGAAUUGCCGCCGUUCAGUCGUCCCCCUGCGAAUGCCAACACCACCACCACCACCACCACGAGGGAUACGACGAAUAAGGCACCCGCCACAGAUGUUUCAUUAGCGCCAAAGCAGUCUUUUACAUUUGGUGGCAAUUCUAAAGGCCCAACAGCCUCGACUGGGGCGGGGGUUGAACCGGCGAUGAAAGCGGAACACACUUCUGCAGGGUCUUCCACGGAGAAGAAGAAUCCCUUCUCGUUCGGCGGAAAUUUGGUAAGUGGGACGCCUGCGACUGGAACGACUUCAAUGCCAAAAAAUCCGUUUUCAUUUGGCGCAUCUUCUGGGAGUUCAACGGAGGCGAGCACAUCCGGCCUUGGCGGUGCAAUGAAUGUGGUUGAGCCCACCAAAGGAGGGGUGGCGACAGCAGAAACAACGACGGCCAACAAUUCUUCUAGUAAUGGUGGCAAUCCAUCGGCUUCCUCCUUUAAUAACAUGUCUGCUGGAUUUGGCAAUGAGUUUUCUGCCAAACAGGGGUUUGGAUUUACAACUGUUUCCGCCGCGCCGUCGGACGCAUGGCAGACACCUACGGUUCCUUCUUUCUCCUCCGCUGGCUCCAAUCCCUUUAGUGUACCUUCAGGGCCGGGCGCCUUUACUACUCCUGCCAGUGCUCCUUUAUCCAACUUUCCGUCUUCGUUUGGUUCGGCCGGUGUUGAUUCCGCUGCGGGGCCAAAUCCGUUUGCCGCGCCGUCGUACAAUGACGCCCCCUCUGGGGCCUUUGGUGGAGGAGGCUUGCAGUCCGUUCCAGGCGUUCCCUCCGGUGUCUCGAAUCCCACGGGCACAUUGUCGUUUGCUCAGCCCAUAACUUCCAAGGUAUCAUUCGCUACGGAUGCGGGGCCGAGCGGUGGAGCAGAGUCGUCCAACCUUCUUGGCUCUCACCAACGGAAAAAGAUGCCGCGCAGAUAUUAA